AUGAGAUGUAAAAAGUCGGUGAAUCUUAAUAUGCCAUCGGGCCAUCCUUCUGCAGAGUUUGACGUUCUUGGAGUACCGGUUAAUGUCCUUGAUGAAACGGACCACAUUUCAGAAGGGAAAAUAGGCUCGUGCCUUUUCGGUGUUCUAUUGUUGAGAUACCGAAUUCUAAUUGUAAUUCUCGUAAAAAUAUGCAAUUUAACAAUGAACAGCAACCUGUAUUGUAAUUCUCGUAAAAAUAUGAUACAGGUUGCUGCUCAAUGUUAA
Messenger RNA from Macrosiphum euphorbiae (potato aphid), 264 nucleotides. The record is from the annotation of a GenBank genome assembly. Lineage: Eukaryota; Metazoa; Arthropoda; Insecta; Hemiptera; Aphididae.